This is a messenger RNA of Cyclopterus lumpus (lumpfish), 1770 nucleotides long. RefSeq names its product high-affinity choline transporter 1-like. Gene Ontology annotation, molecular function: choline:sodium symporter activity. Gene Ontology annotation, cellular component: dendrite; axon; plasma membrane. Bases 1 to 1770 code for a protein of 589 amino acids. The record is from RefSeq and is a predicted model, not a curated record. Gene Ontology annotation, biological process: acetylcholine biosynthetic process; synaptic transmission, cholinergic; neuromuscular synaptic transmission. The transcript is spliced from 8 exons. NCBI's taxonomy places the organism in Eukaryota, Metazoa, Chordata, Actinopteri, Perciformes, Cyclopteridae.
AUGGCCAUCCACGUCGAGGGUAUUGUGGCUAUCGUGAUCUUCUACGUCCUGAUUCUGUUUGUGGGGAUCUGGGCUGCGUGGAAGAACAAGAACUCCGGUGCUGCGGAGGGUGGAGACCAGAGCGAGCGCAUCAUGGUCGGGGGAAGGGACAUCGGAUUGUUUGUGGGUGGAUUCACGAUGACCGCCACUUGGGUUGGUGGGGGCUACAUAAAUGGGACAGCAGAGUAUGUCUACCUGCCAGACUAUGGCCUUGCUUGGGCACAGGCGCCCUUUGGAUACGCUCUCAGCCUGGUAGUAGGUGGCCUUUUCUUUGCCAAGCCCAUGCGUUCACGUGGAUACGUCACCAUGCUGGAUCCCUUCCAGCAGCUAUAUGGGAAAAGGAUGGGCGGCCUGCUCUUCAUCCCCGCACUCAUGGGGGAAAUCUUCUGGUCUGCGGCCAUUUUAUCUGCCCUGGGUGCCACUCUGAGUGUGAUCGUGGACAUAAACAUCAACAUGUCAGUGGUGAUCUCAGCCAUGAUAGCUAUCUUUUACACACUUGUUGGAGGACUCUACUCUGUUGCAUACACAGACGUGGUCCAGCUCUUCUGUAUCUUUUUGGGCUUGUGGAUCAGCGUGCCUUUUGCUCUGUCCAAUCCUGCCGUGUCGGAUAUCAGUGUCACAGCCAAAGAAGUGAUCUACCAGUCACCCUGGCUGGGCAAGAUUGAGCCUGAAGACAAAUGGCUCUGGGCGGACAACUUCUGUUUGCUGAUGUUAGGGGGGAUUCCCUGGCAGGUCUAUUUUCAACGGGUUCUUUCUGCCUCUUCAGCUACCUAUGCCCAGGUCCUUUCCUUCGUCGCUGCCUUCGGCUGCUUGGUCAUGGCCAUCCCCUCUGUCCUCAUAGGAGCUAUAGGGGCCUCUACUGACUGGAACCAGACUUCGUAUGGGUCGCUCCCCCCGAAGGAUAGGGAUCAGUCAGACAUGAUCCUUCCUAUCGUGCUUCAGCACCUCUGUCCGUCUUACAUCUCCUUCUUCGGUCUGGGCGCCGUGUCGGCUGCGGUCAUGUCCUCGGCAGACUCAUCCAUCCUUUCAGCCAGCUCCAUGUUUGCCAGAAACAUCUAUCAGCUCGCUUUUCGGCAGUCGGCUUCAGACAGGGAGAUCGUUUGGGUGAUGCGCAUCACCAUCUUUGUGUUCGGAGCUCUUGCCACUGCUAUGGCGUUGUUAACAGGAUCCGUAUAUGGCCUGUGGUACCUGAGCUCCGACUUGGUCUACGUCAUCAUCUUUCCCCAACUCCUCAGUGUGUUAUUCGUCAAAGGCACCAAUACUUACGGCUCUGUGGCUGGCUAUAUCUUUGGUCUUUUGCUGCGCAUUGGUGGAGGGGAGCCCUACCUCAAACUCCCACCCUUCAUCUACUACCCCGGUUGGGUGACCCAGGAGAGGAUCCACCACGUCACCGGCGACGUAGAGCACUUUAUCCAGCAGAGGUUUCCGUUCAAGACUAUGUCAAUGCUGGCAUCCUUCUUGGCAAAUGUGGCCUUUUCUUACCUAACAAAGUACCUGUUUGAAAGCGGUACUUUCUCACACAAGUACGACUUCCUGGACGCCGUGGUGUCCAAGCAUAGCAAAGAGAUCAUGGAUAAAGCCACGCUGGUGAGCAACCAAGAGAGCAUCAUUCUUUCAGAGUUGGCGCCCGUCAAGCAGAUCCUGGGUGCGUCACUCGCUGGGACAUUCAACUCUGAGGUCCUCAGUGAUGAUGAGGAAUCCAGUCCAGAGGCUUUUCACAAUGAAAACUAG